Molecule: messenger RNA, 462 nt
Organism: Amphibalanus amphitrite
Lineage: Eukaryota; Metazoa; Arthropoda; Thecostraca; Balanomorpha; Balanidae
Product: serine/threonine-protein kinase mTOR-like
Exons: 4
Coding region: 1-462 (153 amino acids)
Biological process (GO): negative regulation of macroautophagy; TOR signaling
Cellular component (GO): TORC1 complex; nucleus; TORC2 complex
Molecular function (GO): protein binding; protein serine/threonine kinase activity
Source: RefSeq, a predicted model, not a curated record
AUGACGGUGCUGCGGAAGAACAAGGACAGCCUGAUGGCCGUGCUCGAGGCGUUCGUGUACGACCCGCUCUUCAACUGGUGCCUGGUCGACAGCCCGCGCGCGCAGGUGCGGCGUCACCCGACGGGCGGCGGCGGCCCGGGCGGCGCCGGCGGGCCCGCAGAGGGCGACGCCGCCGACCUCGAGCAGGGCGCCCAGCUGGGCUCCAGCCCGCCGCUGAGGAGUCGGCACAACAGCAGCAUCGAGGGACAACAGCGCAUCGGGGACGGCGACGCCGUAGUGCCCGAGGCGCAGAACAAGAAGGCCGUGCAGAUCAUCCAGCGGGUGCGGGACAAGCUGACGGGCACGGACUUUGCCAACGAGGUACCGCUGUGUGUGCGCGACCAGGUGGACCGGCUCAUCCUGCAGGCCACAUCGCACGAGAACCUCUGCCAGUGCUACAUCGGAUGGUGCUCGUUCUGGUGA